Messenger RNA from Acanthosepion pharaonis, 858 nucleotides. The record is from the annotation of a GenBank genome assembly. NCBI's taxonomy places the organism in Eukaryota, Metazoa, Mollusca, Cephalopoda, Sepiida, Sepiidae.
AUGUCUUUCUUUCGAUCCUUUUUUUUCCUUGCUACAAAUUUCUUUACAAUUCUUCGAUCAAAGCUAUCAUUCUUUCAUUUAUUCUUCCUGAUUUUUUUUUUACUUGCCUUCCAUUCUUUCUUUUCUUUUCUUUCUUUAUUUCUUUCAGUCUUUCUUUCUUUCUUUUUUUUUUUCUUUCUUUCAGUCUUUCUUUCUUUCUUUCUUUCUUGUAAGGUGAGCAUUCUUUCGUUAAGUCUUUCCUCAGCUUCUUUUCCUUUUCUUUUCGUUACUUUUUUUUACUUGAUUAAUUUUUUUUUAAUUUUCCUUUUUCUUCAAUUUCUUUCUUAUUUUCUUUCUUUCUUUUUUUCUUUCUUCAAUGCCUUUGUUUGUUUUCUCUCAUUCUUCCUUCAGUUUCUUUUCUUUCUUUCUUUCUUUCUUUCUUUUCUUUCUUUCUUUCUUUUUUUCUUUCUUUCAAGCUUUCUUGCUUUCUUUUUUCUUCACUUCUUUAAUUUGAUUAAUUUUCUUUCUUUCUUUCCCUCUUUUCUUCAUUGCCAUUUUUCAUUCUUUAAAGUCUCUAUUUUCUUUUUUCUUUCUUUUCUUUUCUUUUUUUUAAAUUUUCUUUCUUUCUUUCUUAAUUUCUUUCAAGGUUACCAUUCUUUCGUUAAUAAGUUUUCCCCAGCUUCCUUCCUUUUCCCUUUCUUUCUUUUUUCUUUCUUUCUUUCUUUCUUUCUUUCUUUCUUUUUUCUUUCUUUCUUCAAAGCCUUUGUUUGUUUGUUUCUUUCUUUGAUACUACUUUUCCUUCCUUAUUUCUUAGUGCUUUUUCUUAUUGUUUCUUUUCCUCGUUUUAUUAUUUUCUUUCACCAUCCAAUCGUUCCUUGA